AAUCAAAACAAAGUUUGAUUUUUUAAACGUGCAAAGCGGUCUAUUUUACGUCAAUGGAGCAAGAGGUUCACACCCAUAUACAUCCAAGAGUCACUCACUAGCUAGUCGUUUUGAGACUAUUGUCAUUUAUCGAAUAUGAAUUAGUUUUCCUGCUGAUUGUAUGAUUGGUGUGUGACCAUUAAAAAGAAAAAUGACAGAGGAGUCGGCAGUUAAGGUGUGUGUUCGAGUCCGCCCGCUUAUUGAAAGGGAGGAAAAGGCUGCAACAGAGAAUGCAGAGCCUGUCCAGCUGUUUUGGAAAACUGAUAAGAAAUCAAUUUAUCAGAUCGAUAAUGGAAAUUCCACUAAGAGCUUUGGUUUUGACCGAGUGUUCACUUCAGAUGAAACAACCAAUCAGCUAUACCAGGACAUUGCAAAGCCUCUGGUCGUUUCCUCUGUUGAGGGAUACAAUGGAACCAUAUUUGCUUACGGACAGACUUCUUCUGGAAAGACAUUUACCAUGAUGGGGAGUUCCCGUAAUCCCGGAGUGAUACCUCUGGCUGUGGAGGAUGUCUUCCAAACUAUUACAAAAUUUCCAAAUAAGGAGUUCCUUCUUAGGGUUUCUUACAUGGAGAUCUACAACGAAACGGUCAGCGAUCUCCUCGUCGACAGCAGUAAGAGAAAACCCCUGGAGGUCAGAGAGACAAUCAAUAAAAACAUCUUUGUGUCUGACUUGACUGAGGAAUUGGUUACUUCUUCUGCGCAAGCCCUGGCCUGGAUUCGGAAAGGAGAAAAGAACCGCCACUAUGAAAAGACAAGUAUGAACCAACGGAGUAGCCGCUCACACGCCAUUUUCCGAAUGAUCCUGGAAAGCAGAGAAAAGAGCGAUCCAGCAUCAGGUGAAAAUGCUGACGGAGCCAUCCUUGUGUCUAAUUUGAAUUUAGUGGAUCUAGCUGGAUCUGAGAGAGCAAGUCAAACAGGGGCUGAAGGCGCACGUUUCAAAGAAGGUUGCAAUAUUAAUCGCAGCCUGUUUGUACUCGGCCAAGUGAUCAAGAAACUGACUGAUGAAAGCCAGAAGGGGUUCACCAACUACAGAGACAGUAAACUAACCCGCAUUCUUCAGAACUCCUUGGGCGGGAACGCUAAAACAGUCAUCAUCUGCACCAUCACUCCUGCUACUCUAGAUGAGACCCUCAGUACUCUGCAGUUUGCCAGCACUGCAAAGAAAAUGAAGAACGACCCUUAUGUGACAGAGGUGUCUGAUGACGGGGCUCUGCUCAAAAGGUAUCGCAAUGAAAUUGUAGACCUCAAGCGACGACUUCACGAGGUUUCUUCAGGUACGCAGACCACAGCGACGGAGAAGAAGGUUCUCUCCCAGAUGCUCCAAGAAAAGGAUCAGCUCCAGAGAGAACAAGAGGACAGGAUCAGAAACCUGACCAAACUGCUGGUCACAAGCUCAAACCUGGUCCCUGUUCAAAAGAUGCCAAAACGCAGGGUAACGUGGGGAGGAAAGAUGCUCAGACUUGCCCCUCCAUCUGCAUGUGAUGGUGGCUCGUCUGCUCUUAGCUUUGCAGAAUCUUUCAAUCGCAAGAGGAAAGCAGACCGCUCCUGUCUGACGGAGAUUGGUGAAGAUGAUGAUGACUUUCAAUGGGAGAUUCCUGAUGAGCCUUCCUAUGACAUGGAGAUGAGUCAGAAUUUUGUGUCUGUUCGAAGGUCUGACGAAAGUUCUUACGACAGCCCCAAAGACUUUGUGUCCCCAGACCGUAUGCGUGAGCUUUCAGGGAAAGUGUCUGCCCUGGAGCUGCAGCUGGAACUGGAGAGUCAACAGAAAGAGGAGGCUUUGACAAAGGUAGAAUCCUUACGUGGCAGAUUGGCAGAGCUGGAGCUGCAUCUGCAAACGGAGGGCCAGCAGAAACCGGAGGCCCUGGAGAAAAUGCAGACAACAGAACAGAAUGUGGCUGAACUGGAGCUGCAGCUGCAAACGGAGGCCCUAGAGAAUAUACAGACAUCAGAUCAGAGGGUGGCCGAACUGGAGCUGCAGCUGCAAACGGAGGCCCUGCAGAAACAGGACGCCCUGGAGAAAAUGCAGACAUCGGAUCAGAGGGUUGCCGAACUGGAGCUGCAGCUGCAGCUACAAACGGAGGUCCUGGAGAAUAUGCAGACAUCAGAUCAGAGGCUGGCCGAACUGGAGCUGCAGCUGCAAACAGAAGCCCAGCAGAAACUGGAGGCCACUGAAAAGGUGGCAAUGCUGGACUUAAGAGUGGCAGACCUGGAGAGGCAGCUAGAAGAUCAGAGCCACACUCUGAAUAAAACUGAUCAACAGACGAGGAAAGACUUUGCGGAGACAAUCCAGCUGUGUGAAACUCUGGCUACAGAGAAGGACAUGAUUGUUGCUGAGCGAGACUAUCUGAAACAGGAGAUCAGCAUGUUCAUAGAGCAGACUCAAAGUCUGGAGAAAGAGAAUGCUGCUCUGUCACAGGAGAUGGCGACGAAGAGAGAAUUGGAGGAAUUCAAAUCUCUGGAGGAGGAGUUCAGGAAAGAGCAUGAGAAUGAGUUGCAAAAUGAAAUAUCUCAGUUGAAGAAGACAGUUGAAUCCUCUACACUGCAAUGCCUGGAGCUUCAGAACAAACUAGAAACUCUGUCUGAGGAGCUGAAGAAGAAAACUGAAUUUGCAGAAGAACUUCAGAGUAUGAGUGGUAAGGACUUGGUGCAGGAGGUGGCAAAGCUUCGUCGCUCUUUGGAUGACGCAGAGGGGCUCAGCAGAGAUACAAAGAAGGAAUGGGCUGUGCUGCGCAGUCAAAACAUCGCUACAGAGGAGAUGAAUAUGACUCUGAAUGCCAACUAUGACAAGAUGGAGGCGGAGGUGAAAAGCCUGCGCUUUCAACUUGAGACAGAGAAGUCGCACUUCAGAAAGAUGCAGAGCGAUCUCCAAAAAGAGCUGAAUGUGGUGUUUGCCGAGAACACCAAGCUCACCGCUCUGCUGGAUGGAAAUGUCCCAAAAAAUCUUAUAGACAGCAUUGAACUCGAGAGAACAGCGGCCCAGCUGAAUAGAGAGCUGACAGCAUCUCAAGAAGCGGAGGGAGCCCUCAGAGCUCAGCUGGAGGAGCUAGCUUCAUUGCAGCCUCUUCCAGCUAAGGUGGAGAAUUUGACAAAGCAGCUGAAUCAGCUGACUGAAGAGCUCCAGUGUGUGAGAGCUGAGAAAGAUGCUCUCCUGUCUGAGAAGGAUGCUGGUGCUCCGAGUUCUGCGGAGGAGAUGGAAAAGCUGCUCUCUGCGGUUACUUCUCUCACCGCAGAGAGAGACCAGCUCAUGAGGGACCGUCAAGAAAAUGUGGAGAUGGCUGCAGAGACACAAGUUCUUCUACAUUCUCUCCAAGAAGAGCUCCAAGAGCAGAGGCACAAGAACUCCGAUCUGGUGAAACUCUGUGAGCAGAAGGAGUCUGAUUUAGGGGAACAUAUGCACAGUCUGUCACAGGACCUUCAGAGUGUGCGAGCUGAGAAAGACACUCUCCUGUCUGAGCAGAAUGCUUGUGCUCAGAGCCAUGCAGAGGAGAUGGAGAAGCUGCGCUCUACACUUGCCUCUCUCACUGCAGAGAGAGACCAGCUCCAGAUGGACAUGCAGGAAAAUGUGGAGAUAAUGAUUGAGAAUCAGGAGGAGCUGAGGACGGCCAUAGAGAAGAAUCGUGAACAGAAGGAGCGCAUCAAACAGCUUGAGACUGCUCAAACAUCCAAACAGGAUGGUCCUCCCAAUGAAAUGAGUGCACAGAUAGAGGAGCUGCAAACACGUAUGAUGGAGAACCAGGAGGAGCUCAGGGUGUCUCAGGAGAAGAUCAGACAGCUACAGGAUGAGAUCAGCGUGCUGACGAGUCAAAAGGCAGAGCUGGAGGGCAGACCAAGCAACGGGAGUGAUGCAGAGAUUACCCUCCAAAACCAGAUUCAGAGGCUGACUGAGGAGCUUGAGAGUGUGCGAGCAGAGAGAGACAGUGUGCUGUCUGAGAGGACAGCCGACACCCACAGCGAGGAGAUGGAGAAGCUGCUGUGCAGAGUGACCUCUCUCAGUGAAGAAAGGGAUCAGCUGCAGGAGAUACUGGAGGGACUGAGACAGGAGAAGAAUCAGCUCAGAGCAGAGCUGGAGGACCGGAUGGAAAUGGUUGUACAAGCCCAAAGUGGGUUUAACCAGCCAGAAAUACUGACCUCAGAACUGCAACCACAUGAUGAGAAAAAUACCCACCUUCAGCAAGAGAUGAUGGAGAACCAGGGGGAGCUCAGGGCGUCUCAGGAGAAGAUCAGACGGCUACAAGAUGAGAUCAACAGUCUGCUGUCUGAGAGGACGACCGACACUCAGACCCACAGCGAGGAGAUGGAGAAGCUGCUGUGCAGAGUGACCUCUCACAGUGAAGAAAGGGAUCAGCUGCAGGAGAUACUGGAGGGACUGAGACAGGAGAAGAAUCAGCUCAGAGCAGAGCUGGAGGACAGGAUGGAAACAAUGCAAACUGAGAUGAUGGAGAACCAGGAGAAGCUCAGGGUGUCUCAGGAGAAGAUCAGACAGCUACAGGAUGAGAUCAGUGUGCUGACGAGUCAAAAGGCAGAGCUGGAGGGCAGACCAAGCAACGAGCGUGAUGUAGAGAUUACCCUUCAGUUGCAAGAGCUCCAAAAUCAGACUCAGAGGCUGACUGAGGAGCUUGAGAGUGUGCGAGCAGAGAGAGACAGUGUCCUGUCUGAGAGGUUGGCCGACACCCACAGCGAGGAGAUGGAGAAGCUGCUGUGCAGAGUGACCUCUCUCAGUGAAGAAAGGGAUCAGCUGCAGGAGAUACUGGAGGGACUGAGACAGGAGAAGAAUCAGCUCAGAGCAGAGCUGGAGGACAGGAUGGAAACAAUGCAAACUGAGAUGAUGGAGAACCAGGAGGAACUCAGGAUGUCUCAAGAGAAGAUCAGACAGCUACAGGAUGAGAUCAGUGUGCUGAUGAGUCAAAAGGCAGAGCUGGAGGGCAGACCAAGCAACGAGCGUGAUGCAGAGAUUACCCUUCAGUUGCAAGAGCUCCAAAAUCAGAUUCAGAGGCUGACUGAGGAGCUUGAGAGUGUGCGAGCAGAGAGAGACAGUGUGCUGUCUGAGAGGAUGGCUGACACCCACAGUGAGGAGAUGGAGAAGCUGCUGUGCAGAGUGACAUCUCUCAGUGAAGAACGGGAUCAGCUGCAGGAGAUACUGGAGGGACUGAGACAGGAGAAGAAUCAGCUCAGAGCAGAGCUGGAGGACAGGAUGGAAACAAUGCAAACUGAGAUGAUGGAGAACCAGGAGGAACUCAGGGUGUCUCAGGAGAAGAGCAGAGUUCUACAGGAUGAGAUCAGUGUGCUGAUGAGUCAAAAGGCAGAGCUGGAGGGCAGACCAAGCAACGAGCGUGAUGCAGAGAUUACCCUCCAGUUGCAAGAGCUCCAAAAUCAGACUCAGAGGCUGACUGAGGAGCUUGAGAGUGUGCGAGCAGAGAGAGACAGUGUCCUGUCUGAGAGGACGGCCGACACCCACAGUGAGGAGAUGGGGAAGCUGCUGUGCAGAGUGACCUCUCUCAGUGAAGAAAGGGAUCAGCUGCAGGAGAUACUGGAGGGACUGAGACAGGAGAAGAAUCAGCUCAGAGCAGAGCUGGAGGACAGGAUGGAAACAAUGCAAACUGAGAUAGCGCAGCUGAAUAUGUCUCUACAAUCUGUGACUGAGCAGAAGAGCCAGCUGGAAAAUUAUCUACAGCAGAAUAUGAAUAUGGCUUCCACAACACAAGAACGUCUGACGUCAGUCCAAGAGGAGCUGUGUGCACAGAAGCGGAUAAACUCUGAUCUGGAGAAACUAUGUCAGGAGAAGGAAUGCUCUUUAGAUCAACAGAUGAGGACUCUAACUGAGAAACUGGAGAGCAUUGAAGCAGAGAGAGACAGUCUGCUCUCUGAGAAGGAGGCCAACUGUCAGACCGCCACAGAAGAGAUGGAGAAGCUGCUGUGCAGAGUGAAAUCUCUCAGUGAGGAGAGAGAUCAGCUGCAGGAGAUACUGGAGGGACUGAGACAGGAGAAGAAUCAGCUCAGAGCAGAGCUGGAGGACAGGAUGGAAACAAUGCAAACUGAGAUGAGGACUCUCACUGAGAAACUGGAGAGUAUUGAAGCAGAGAGAGACCGUCUGCUUUCUAAGGAGGAGGCCAACUGUCAGACAUCCACAAAGGAGACGGAGAAGCUGCUGUACAAAGUGAAUUAUCUCAGGGAGGAGAGAGAGCAGCUGCAGCAGUUACUGGAGGGACAGAGGCGGGAGAAGAAUCGGCUCAAGGCAGAGCUGGAGGACAGGAUGGAGAUGAUCUCAGCCAUCCAGGAGAAGUUGCGCGAGCAGGAAGAUUUGAACUCGCAGCAGCAGGCUGAGGGAGGCGAACGAGAGACCAAGCUGCAACAAAGAGUGCAGCAGCUCGAGGAGCAGCUUGAAAUGCUCAGGGAGAGACAAAGUCAUGCGGUUGUUGAUGCCGACGCCUCCCAGCAGUUGCUCAGUGAAGCGAACACAACCAUCUCAGCACUCAAAGAGCAGUUGAGCACCAGUGGAGUCAAGGAGACGGUGUCAUCACGACUGCAGGACUCUACUGAGCAGCUUCAGGAGUCCUUCAGAAAACUCCAGCACUUUAUAGACACUUGUUCCAAGUCUAAGUUCACAGACCCGGUAGAAAUACAGUCUGCCGUGAAGCACUCUUAUCUGAACUCUCUACCAGAACCCACCAAGAAAGCCUACAUCGCUCUGUGCCAGGUGCGGCAGCAGGCAGCCGAGUGUGGGAGAAACAUUAGGUUGCACCUACAGGCCCAAGCACGGGGCUACAGGAAACAGUUUGAGGAGUUGGUGAAGAAAGAUUUGGCUGUGUUUGAGGAGAGGCGUCUGCAGGAUGUGCUGCUGUGUAGAGCACAGGCACCCUGCUACUCGGUCAAAGACGAGGACUUCAACACACUGUGGGACCACAGACUGACUGAGCUGCUGGACAAGAGGCAGCUCUACCUGCAGAAAAUGACCAGCAUUUUGGAAAAGCUCUGGGCCAACAUGACUACUUACCCCAGUGAGCUGUCAGCUGAGAUCAGAGACGGGAAGAGGUUCAAGGAGCAGCUGCAGGCCAUGCUUACCAACGAGCCAAUCAACUUCAGCAGGAUGGACAGCAUCCUGAGCUGUGAGCUGGAACACACAUCUGCAGUGGCACGCACCAGGAGAUCGACUCUGCAGGGCAUCAUCGAUGAACAGAAUGGUCUGCAGGAAGAGCUGAAGCUGCUGGAGGAUCAGGCUAAUUCUCAACUCGGAGAGGAGAGAAGUAAGAGUUCCACUCUGCUGCAGGCGCUGGAGGGAGCACCUCUUAAAACAGAGCUCUCCCUGCUGAAGGACAACCAGCAACUUCUGCUUCAGCUCCAGCAAACUGAAGAAAAAGUCAAAGCUCUUCGUGUACAAACUGAGAAGCUGGAGGAUGCUCAGAUCAAAGCCAGCAACAGGGUGUCCAACCAUAAGCAGGCUACCCAGCUGCUGCAGACUGAGCUGCAGGACUGCCGGGCAGAAGUCGAGGAGAAAGACCAGGCAAUCCAAACUCUCAGGAGCAAACUGCGAGAGUCUGAGGAUCAUCUAAAGAAAAAUGCGUCACCCAGUGCUGUUGAGCUGGAAAAUCUCCGGACUAAACUGUUCAAAAUGGAGGUGGCGUUGAGUUCAGCAUCUGAUAAACACAAAGAAGAGAUCCAGAGGAUGACCACGCUGUUGAAGGAAAAGGAAGAGUCACUGAGGAAGCUCAAAGAGACCUUAAGAAGAUCACAGCAGCAAGGAGAGGUGUCAAUCCUGCAGGGUGAGGACCUUCAUGCCAGACUGACCAACCCCAGAGGUUUGGGGAUCAAGACCAGCAUUCUCCAGGAGAAGACUAAACUGGAGGAGGAAGUCAAAACGCUUCACGUGAAAAUAACUGAGCUGCAAAGCCUGGUGUCCAGUCAGCAGGCCGAAAUCACUAAGUGGAAGGGCAGAGCCAUCAAGCUGAAGGUGAAGAGCAAGGGUGAGGUGGACAAGCCUUCAUCACCCUGCACUCCCACCAAAAGGGGCCUUCCCAUGACUUCAGACCCUUCCAGCUCCCUAAGCUCACCUGCCAAGUUUCUGGUUACUCCCAGGAGAGUCCUGGACUCUCCAAGGAAACCGCUGGACUCUCCAAAUGUGCUUGAAUCGCCCAAAAGCAGAUUCUUUGAUGCUGGUGGAGCCUCUGAUGUGCUGUCCAGAACCCGUCCCAAGCAGUUCUUUGAUAACUCCAGCCUUGGAACCAUUCCAGACGUUUUCAAUGUUCCUGAGUCACCAGAUGAAAAGAAUGAUGCGAUUGCAGACCGCAAGGAGGAUUUGUGGCCUAAAUCUCCAAGUGGGCAAGAGGAAAUGUGUAAAACACAGUAGAACUGUUUUUAAAUACCUUUUUUUUUUUUUCAUUUUCCAUGUUUGUCUUUGUAUUGUAUUGAUGUUUUUCGUUUUAAUUAUUAAAGAAAUUGUUAA
This is a messenger RNA of Sander lucioperca (pikeperch), 8476 nucleotides long. RefSeq names its product centromere protein E (gene cenpe). Lineage: Eukaryota; Metazoa; Chordata; Actinopteri; Perciformes; Percidae. Gene Ontology annotation, molecular function: plus-end-directed microtubule motor activity; microtubule binding; ATP binding. Gene Ontology annotation, cellular component: microtubule. Gene Ontology annotation, biological process: microtubule-based movement; mitotic cell cycle. The transcript is spliced from 55 exons. The record is from RefSeq and is a predicted model, not a curated record. The coding region runs from base 191 to 8380 and encodes 2729 amino acids.